Molecule: messenger RNA, 2090 nt
Organism: Oryzias latipes (Japanese medaka)
Lineage: Eukaryota; Metazoa; Chordata; Actinopteri; Beloniformes; Adrianichthyidae
Gene: tfb2m
Product: transcription factor B2, mitochondrial
Biological process (GO): transcription initiation at mitochondrial promoter; rRNA methylation
Cellular component (GO): mitochondrial matrix
Molecular function (GO): rRNA (adenine-N6,N6-)-dimethyltransferase activity; mitochondrial transcription factor activity
Source: RefSeq, a predicted model, not a curated record
CUGCGCAGGCACCACGUGAGUGUUGCAAAAACAUCUAAGAAGGGUCAGGAUGCGGCGUGCUCAAUGUCACCGAGUUUUACCAGCCACCUCCGACAUAAGAGCCGAUUUUAAAGCAGCAAUUCUUUUCCAUUCAGAAAAUUAGGAUAUUCUUCUGUGAGUGUCUUCUUUGUGUUCUCCAAGCCUCCCACUCUCCCCGACAGCGUGGAAGCUGCAUGGCCUCUUCGACCAUGUCCUCUCACCUUUGUGGAGUCUUGGAGCGGAUGAUGCGCUCCUCUUGCUGCCACAUCAUUAGAAGUAGAUCUUGUUUAGGACAAGCGGUUUUGGCCCCAGCAAGUUCUUCUAUCUGUGUUCAUGGGGCUCCUUUGCUACAUAGAAGGGCAUACAGCCUGGACCCAUUAGGUCCUGGUCGACUGUCACUUGCCGCAGGCUCCCAACAGCCUCGGUCAGACAGGACACCCCCCUCUCCAUCUCUAACUUACAGAAACCUGUCUGCCGCUGCUGUUAAGGGGCAGUUUCGACCACUAUCUCGGUUUGACUACCUGGAUCUUGGAAAAGUAGAGGAGAACAUACGACGUGCUCAGGCUUGCAAAAAAAGAAGGCACUUCAUAGUUAAUCCAGAUCUGGCUAAUGUUGUUGCACGCCAUGUGGCACCUGAUCCACUAGAUACCAAAUCUGUUAUCUUCGAAUGUAACCCAGGUCCUGGAGUGUUGACAAGAACACUAUUAAAUGCUGGAGCUCAGCGGGUUGUGGUCCUUGAAGGAGAUCGAUCUUUUCUACAUGAUCUACAUGAGCUGGAGGGACAUCUUGAUGGGCAGCUGGAGGUCGUUUAUUGUGACUACUUUAAAUUAGACCCAAUUGGCAGUGGAAAUGUAAAGCCACCCACUAUGUUCACCGAUAAGCUGUUCACUGAUCUGGGAAUGUCAGAGGCCGGCUGGACAGAUGACAUCCCAGUGAAGGUGGUGGGAAUCCUGCCUCAGCGAAAUGAACGUGGAAUGCUCCUCAAGAUGGCUUACGCUUUGUUUGAGCGGCUCUCUGUUUACAGAUAUGGAAGAAUAGAACUUAACCUUUUCAUUAGCGAAAGGGAAUACAAGAAACUUGUGGCACAGCCUGGUGAGAUGAGGUACUACAGAGCAUUUGGCGUCCUCUGGCAGAUGGCCUGUGACAUCGAACUUCUGCACAAGGAGCCCUGGGAGUCAUUUGUGGUUUCAUCAAAACAAGGUGUCCCAGCCUCUAAGGGCAUGCUUCCAAAUGAUUACUUGUGUCUGGUGCGUCUGCGUCCACGGGCUGACCUGUUCUCCAAAGGCCUCACUCCCUCUAAUGCUUCUACUCUAUUGAUGAUGAUCAAGCAAUGUUUAGCAAAGAGGAAAGUCAAACUCAUCGACAGGCUCAAUCUUUGGUCACCUGAUAGUGGAAGCAGGCUGUUAUCAGAGAUGGGCUUGCCAGAAGACAUUCUGACAGGACAUGUAUACCCUGAGGAAUACCUGCGACUGUUCCAGCUGAUGGACAAGAGCCAAGAGUUCACACAAAGCUGGCUUUAUGAAGAGAUCUUGGAAAACACACAGAGGGAGGGAUGGGCCUGAAAUGCAAAUGCAACCGGUCAUUAUCAUUGGGUUCUUUACAGAGACACAGCAGGUGGUGUUCAACACUGAAUAUACUCGUGUGAAGAAAGUAAUGAUUGCAAAGAAACUAUGACAGAAGAUUGCUUCAAAACAAAUUUAACCAUAUUCAUGAUAUUACUAGAAAACACAUUUGUUACACCAAUUCAUCAACUCAAACCUAAUUAUAAGUCACUUUUCAUAAAAUUAAAGGAGAAAGUGCUUGAAGAAACUAUAAAAACAUUCAAAAUCAUUUACAGAAAGUGACAUUCAUUUAAUACACAGAAAAACAAUGUACAAAGCUGUGUAGUCCUAAAGGAUUAAAUGCAAUAGUUUUGCAUGAAGUUAUGUAUCCAUAACAAAGCCAUUUAUAUUUUUCAUAAAAACAGUUGUGUGCUGCACCCAACUGAUGAAAAACAACACAGGGAAGCUUUUCACUGUAUAAAAUCAAGUUUUGUACAUUUUUAAUAAAUAUGUUGUAUAUGUUGAAGCUUA